Chanos chanos (milkfish) is the source of this 5015-nucleotide messenger RNA. RefSeq names its product UPF2 regulator of nonsense mediated mRNA decay (gene upf2). NCBI's taxonomy places the organism in Eukaryota, Metazoa, Chordata, Actinopteri, Gonorynchiformes, Chanidae. Gene Ontology annotation, cellular component: cytoplasm; exon-exon junction complex. Bases 64 to 3894 code for a protein of 1276 amino acids. Gene Ontology annotation, biological process: nuclear-transcribed mRNA catabolic process, nonsense-mediated decay. The transcript is spliced from 22 exons. Gene Ontology annotation, molecular function: RNA binding; protein binding. The record is from RefSeq and is a predicted model, not a curated record.
GAAAAAAGAAACUCCAAACAAGUGAGAGUACACACUCGCACAAAUGAAUACAGAAAUAUAAGUAUGCCUGCUGAACGCAAGAAGUCAGUAAACAUGGAGGAGAAGGACAACUCUUCUGUCGGUACCAAAGAGAGAGACGGUGACAGGCGUCCCACCUCCUCCCGGGAGAAAGCGAAAGACGAGUCCAAGAUGAGUGGUAAGAAAGAUGGUGGCAAAGCCGCUGAGGAGAAGAAGAGGAGACUUGAGGAGGAGAAAAGAAAGAAAGAGGAAAAAGAGCGUAAAAGGAAGGAGGAGGAGAGGCACAAAGCUGAAGAGGAGCAGAAAAAGAAAGAAGAAGAGGAAAAGAGGCAGCAGGAGGAGCAGGAGAAAAAGCUUCAAGAGGAAGAAGCUAAACGACAGAAAGAGGAGGAGGAGGCUCAGCUCAAAGAAAAGGAGGAGUCCCAACAGCUGCACCAGGAGGCCUGGGAGCGUCACCAGGGCAGGAAGGAGCUACGAGCAAAAAAUCAGCAUGCACAGGAAGGCCGACCAGAGGAGGCCUUCUUUAGCCGUCUGGAUUCCAGCCUGAAGAAGAACACGGCCUUUGUCAAGAAACUGCGCACGCUCACCGAGCAACAACGUGAAUCGCUUGCACACGACUUUGGCUCUCUCAACCUCAGCAAGUACAUUGGCGAAGCCGUCAGCUCGGUGGUGGAGGCCAAGCUGAAGAUCUCAGACGUGGGUUGUGCAGUACACCUUUGCUCGCUCUUCCACCAGCGCUAUGCCGACUUUGCCCCACUGCUCUUGGCUGCCUGGAAACGUCAUUUUGAAGCUCGCAAGGAGGAGAAAGCACCAAAUGUGAGCAAGCUACGCACCGACCUGCGUUUCAUCGCCGAGCUAACCAUCGUCGGCCUGUUCACUGACAAGGAAGGGCUUUCGCUCAUCUACGAACAGCUGAAGAACAUUAUCAGUGCUGACCGUGAGACGCACACACACGUUUCCGUGGUGAUCAGCUUCUGCAAGCACUGUGGUGAUGACAUUGCAGGGCUGGUGCCUCGCAGAGUAAAGAGUGCAGCUGAGAAGUUUGGCCUGACGUUUCCACCUAGCGAGAUAAUCAAUGCAGAGAAACAGCAGCCCUUCCAGAACCUUCUGAGGGAGUAUUUCACUUCUCUCACCAAGCAUCUGAAAAAGGACCACAGAGAGCUGCAAAACAUUGAGAGGCAGAACAGGCGUAUCCUCCACUCUAAGGGAGAACUGAGUGAAGACAGACAUAAGCAGUAUGAGGAGUUUGCUACAUCCUAUCAGAAGUUGCUGGCUAACACACAGACCCUUGCUGACCUUCUAGAUGAGAACAUGCCUGAACUGCCCCAGGACAAAACUGUCCAGGAAGAGCAUGGUCCUGGCAUUGAUAUCUUUACUCCAGGCAAGCCUGGGGAGUAUGAUCUUGACGGGGGCAUUUGGGAGGAUGAAGACGCGCGGAAUUUCUAUGAGAACCUUGUGGACCUGAAGGCCUUUGUCCCAGCCAUCCUGUUCAAGGACAAUGAGAAGGGGGGACAGGCCAAAGACCGGGAGGAGAGUAAAGAGGGGAAAGAGGGGAAGGAGGGAAAGGAUGUGUCCAGCACAGAGGAGCUGGAGUUGGAGCUGGAGGCACUGGACAUUAAUGAUGACCCUCUGGAACUGGAGGCUGCUGACGAGGCUGAGAGUGAGGAACUGGCCAAGAAACUACUGGACGAACAAGAGCAAGAGGAUGAAGAGACCAGCACUGGGUCCCAUCUCAAACUCAUAGUGGAUGCCUUCAUUCAGCAGCUCCCCAACUGUGUCAACAGAGACCUUAUUGACAAGGCUGCCAUGGACUUCUGUAUGAACAUGAACACAAAGUCCAACCGCAGAAAGCUGGUACGCGCCCUCUUCACGGUACCCAGGCAAAGGUUGGAUCUGUUGCCCUUUUACUCCCGGCUGGUGGCCACUCUCCAUCCCUGCAUGUCCGAUGUGGCUGAGGAUCUCUGCUCCAUGCUUAAAGGAGACUUCAGAUUCCAUAUAAGAAAGAAGGACCAAAUCAACAUUGAGACCAAGAAUAAAACAGUUAGAUUUAUUGGGGAGCUCGCAAAAUUUAAGAUGUUCUCCAAAACUGACACUCUUCAUUGUCUGAAGAUGCUUCUGUCUGAUUUCUCUCAUCACCACAUUGAGAUGGCCUGCACACUGCUGGAGACCUGCGGACGCUUCCUCUUCAGGUCCCCAGAUUCUCAUCUGCGCACUAGCGUACUUCUGGAACAAAUGAUGCGUAAGAAGCAGGCCCAGCAUUUGGAUGCACGUUAUGUCACUAUGGUGGAAAAUGCCUACUACCAUUGCAACCCUCCACCCAUGGAGAAAACCGUCCGCAAGAAGAGACCUCCGUUACAAGAGUAUAUCCGUAAACUGCUCUACAAAGACCUGUCCAAGGUCACAACUGAGAAGGUGUUGAGGCAGAUGCGUAAGCUGCCUUGGCAGGACCCAGAGAUAAAGAGCUAUCUGAUCUGCUGUAUGGUCAACAUCUGGAAUGUGAAAUACAACAGCAUUCACUGUGUGGCCAAUCUGCUGGCCGGCCUGGUGGCAUACCAGGAGGAUGUGGGCAUCCAUGUGGUGGACGGAGUACUAGAGGACAUCCGCCUAGGGAUGGAGGUGAACCAGCCUAAGUUUAAUCAGCGGCGUAUCAGCAGUGCCAAGUUUCUGGGUGAGCUCUAUAACUACCGCAUGGUGGAGUCCGCCGUUAUCUUCCGAACACUCUUCUCCUUCAUCUCGUUUGGCGUGAACACGGACGGCUCGCCCAGUCUGCUGGACCCCCCUGAGCACCUCUUCCGUAUCCGCUUGGUCUGCACUCUGCUCGACACGUGUGGCCAGUAUUUUGACCGGGGCUCUAGCAAACGCAAACUCGACUGCUUCCUCAUUUACUUCCAGCGGUACAUUUGGUGGAAGAAGAGUUUGGAGGUGUGGACAAAGGAUCACCAGUUCCCCAUCGAUAUUGAUUACAUGAUCAGUGACACUCUGGAGCUCCUGAGGCCGAAGAUGAGAUUGUGCAGCUCACUGGAGGAAGCCAUCCGACAGGUUACUGAACUGGAGAGAGAGAUCCUUGUUAAACUGGGUCUGGCCAUGGAGAAGGAUUGCCGCUGCUCCAGUGCCAUGGGUGAGGGGGAGGCAUUGGAUGAGGAGGAUGAUGAUGAUGAGGAGGAAGGAGGCGCAGAGACAGAGGAGCAGUCUGGCAAUGAGAGUGAGAUGAAUGAGCCAGAGGAGGAGGAGGGCUCAGAGAAUGAGGAAGAGGAGCAUGAGGAGGAAGAGGAAGAGAACACUGACUACCUGACGGAUUCCAACAAGGAGAACGAGACGGAUGAAGAGAACAAUGAGGUCACCAUUCGGGGAGGAGGCCUGAAACAUGUGGCCUGUGCUGAGGAUGAGGACUUCAUUCAGGCUUUGGACAAGAUGAUGCUGGAGAACCUGCAGCAGCGCAGCGGGGAGUCUGUGAAGGUGCACCAGCUGGAUGUGGCCAUUCCACUGCAUCUGAAGAGCCAGCUGAAAAAAGGCCCAACCCCUUCCUGUGUUGGAGAUGCUGACCCUGAGAUCAGCGAUACCAUGCCAUUUGUCAUGCUCACCAGGAAGGGAAACAAACAGCAGUUUAAGAUUCUGAACGUGCCUCUCUCCUCUCACUUGGCCGCCAAUCAUUUUAACCAGCAGCAGGCAGAACAGGAGGAACGCAUGCGCAUGAAGAAACUCACGCUGGAUAUCAAUGAACGACAGGAACAGGAGGACUACCAGGAGAUGAUGCAGUCUCUGGCCCAGCGGCCUGCCCCAGCCAACACCAACCGUGAGCGCCGCCCACGUUACCAGCAUCCUAAAGGAGCACCCAAUGCCGACCUCAUCUUCAAGACUGGGGGCAGGAGACGCUGAUUGGAGCCCGAAUGAGCAAGAGAUCAAAAAAAGGAGAGAAAGUGAGAGAACGAAAGAGAGGUGAUUGGGUCUUGCCUGCAAGAAUAGGGAGAUCCACCUGCGGAUGGACAGACUUGCAGACUCCCACCUCACCAUGGCAACCAGAGAGUGGAGGAAGAGGAGGAGGAGAGAGGGUCAGAGGACCACCUUGCUCCUCGGCAAUAGCACCAGCACAACACACACACACAAAGAGGGGAACACCUGGAGAGCAGAACAACUCUCAGACAAGCUGAAGACGAGACACAUUGACAGACACACAUACACAGACAGACAGACAGACAGACAGACAUUGGGGCUUGAAGCUUCAGCCAGAGUGUGUCCGUGGUCUUGUGGAGGAGGCAUAUGUGUAGACUCUGUAUGUGACAUGGGGACUAGGGGGUGGUGAUUCCAAGAGCACCUCAAAAUGGACACGAGUCUUUUCUUCCUGGAAUUUAAUCUCUGUUUUCUUUUUCACUGACAAACACAUUUAGAGUUUCAGACACACGCUUACACAUGCACACACAAACACAUACCUAAUAGUGAUGGGUGAGGAUAAAUGAACAUGUGAUGUUAGGUCACUAAGCCCACCCGGUACUGUUGGAGACAGAGUUGAUUUGUUUGUGAGUGCUCAUGUGUUUGAGAGAUGGUGCAGCAGGUUCAGUCCUCACACAAGGACAGUGUGUUACCACAGUAACAACAUGGUAAAAGGUGCAAGGCCAAUAUUGAUCAACCAGCUUUUUCUGUCAAAUACAUGAGGUGAUCAUUCUGAGAUGAGAACACACUUUCUCUUUGUUCCCUUUGUCACUGACAACAUCUCAACUUGUUUUCUAUAAGGAUUUGUUUUUGUUUUUGUUUUUGUUUUGUUUUGUUUUUUUUUUUUGCAAAGAUGAGAAAGUUGUACUGUGUGGUGUUUGUGAGUAUAAGUUUGACAAAUGCUUUUCUGUGACCUGAGUCUGAUUUCAGAUCAGUGGUUCAUAAAUUUGGUUGUGAUUUUUUUCUUCUUUGUUAAAUAUCUUAAAAGAUAUAAAUCUAUGGAUAUGUAAUUAACAACUGCAUGGGCGUUAAACACCAGCUAUGUAACAGUGAAUUUUGCCAAGAUUGCA